Messenger RNA from Bemisia tabaci, 6802 nucleotides. RefSeq lists its product as uncharacterized. Gene Ontology annotation, cellular component: endoplasmic reticulum; membrane. Gene Ontology annotation, molecular function: chloride channel activity. The record is from RefSeq and is a predicted model, not a curated record. NCBI's taxonomy places the organism in Eukaryota, Metazoa, Arthropoda, Insecta, Hemiptera, Aleyrodidae.
CAAACAACAACGAAAGACGAGUGUAAUUAGUUUAAUUAUGUAAUUCUUUCUUUGUGCUAAUUCAGCCUGUGUUUGUGUUUGGUAUGCAUGAGCUUUCAAAAGUAAUAUCCUCAGUUUCAUGAGGUGUUUAGUGAAAUUUUCUCACAGACCACGCUCCCCGUUAAAGUCAAUAAUUUAAUCUGCCUUCCCAGUGUGUGUCCCCUGUUCUUGAUAGUUUCUUUUGUCAACAGUCGAUCUGAAGAACAGAGGCCCUCGGUGUUUCUGCCACCUGCUCCAUUACAUCAUUUCGUCCAGUUUUGACGAAAGCUCACUUUUCUCGAUCUACCUCCAAUAUAAUCAUUCUUCCUUGAUCCAUUAAUGUAUCAUGGAUUAUCGCGUUUGUCUGGCUCUGCUAAGUCUACUCUUCACCAAGCUUUUACCGUUAGUUCUAUGCCAAACUAUCGAUCCUUUUGAUAUGCGAGAUUAUGAUCGUAAAACAAAAACGAUGAAAAGCACUAGUAACAUGCUCUCACUGGUUGAUCAAGAUCAACAGCAAUGCGCUGACUGCCUCAGGUUUAUUCAAGAGUACUGUGAGACUAGUGUAGCGAACGAACUUCAGACUCAUCCUUCUGUUGCAAUGAAGGCAUCUGAUAUGCCACAUGAUGAAAUGUUCCGAACUCACAUGAUGCGAUUGAUCAAUGUGUUGCUGAAUAAAUCAGGAUUUAAAGAAUCAAAAAAAGGGUCCAAAGAUCAAGAAUCAUUGUUGUCUGUGAAGCUCAGUCCAAACCAAGUGUCAAUCUUAAAAGAUUUUGGACGGUCUGGAAACCCUGCUGUCUUACGAGAUGUUAAUGAUAUUUUAUCCGCCCAAGUAACUUCUUACUAUCCACCAAUUUGUGCUGACGACAUGUUUCAAAAAAUCUACGGAGCCAAAGAAUUUUUCUCCCAAAGUACUCUCAUUAUUUUGGGUAUUAUUUUCAUGGCUGGGGCAUUUUUCUACAAUGUUUUUGUGCUGAAGCAAAUCAGAUUGGCUUUCUUAUGUCUCCUUGCAACGAUAUUUUUUACCGGAUACUUUUGGACCUACUGGAAAUUGUAUGAAGAAGUAAUGUCUGACAUUAGGAGAAUAACAACUCAUCAUGAUAUGAGCGACUGCAUUCCUCGCACUGAAACUUUUUGGUGGUUCUUUACCUACACGACUCCUGCGGAUGAUCGUAAAUGCAAAGAACUAUACGAUGCCAAGCAUAUUACGCCUCUUUCCAGACUGACUCCUACAAUAGUUUUCUUCGAAACGAUAAAAAUAUUUUGGACUGGUCCAAUGAGCGAAAUUGCAAGUGUCACUGUCUCUCUGUACAAAGAACUGUCGUAUUACGCUCCAUGGUACAUCAAAUGGACUGUGCUUCCAAUCGUUUUCAUUUUUGUGGGUGUAAUCUUCAUCCUACUCGCUGCACUAUUAAGCGGAAAAAGGUUCAAAUUGUCUCAUCCAAUAUUUGGAGCCAUAGAUUUAGGUAAUGAUGUCAGUUAUCAGCAGCAAACAAGCAUUAAAAGCGAGACUGCUUUUAAAGUGGUGAAAUGCGAAGAUGGAUCUGACCCAAAAUUAAGCUGUUUGACUUGUGGGGCAAGUUGGUCUCAAACAGCAGCAGUUAUAACCACUCGAACUGUUGUGGAAGGAAAUGUAAAGACUGACUCAGUUGAUGGUGCUCCAAUUGGUAUUUCAACUGGAACUGGUUUGAUUGCCGUACUCCAAAAUAUGAGUCGCUUCUUAUUGCGCCAGCAACGGCCAAUCAGGGAAGUAGCAUUAUUACCAGUUAGACCUUGUAUCAAGUCAAAACCUGAUGGUGAGACCAUUUUUACAAAUGAAGGGCUCCAAAGUUUAACUGAAGAUCAAGAUAACCUAGUUACUCUGGAAGAUUGCUCUGAUAGUGACGGUGAAGACAAAGAAAAUAGAAUUAAAAUUACAAGUAAUGCAGAUUUUUAUAAUCUACCGGAAAGUGAUGAACCAAUAAUGAGGUGUUCAAGACAACAGAACAACAUUGUCUUAAAUGCUGACAACAGAGUAUUAUCAGCACCAUUGCCCAGUACUAGUUUGGGACCCAAACAAAAAUUCUUUGACAAUAUUAAGUUUACUCGAUCUCCAGAUCCCCAAGAAAAAAAAUUAAUUCCUAUUCUUGUUCAGCCCCGCAUUCCCAUGGAAGGAUCUGGUGAGCCGUUUGCCUCAUGUGGAGGAUCUGGCGAGCCAUCUCCAGUCAGAGUAGGAAGUCCCCUAGGAGAAACUUUAAGACAUAAUGACGGAUAUUUUGCCGAAAGUAAUCGAAGAAUAAGAAAAGAGCUUCGCUUUCGACAUAUGUCAGCCAAGUUAUAUUCCCCGCCCUCUAAAGAUGAUAUUAAAGUAGUUGAAUCCGUAUUUUUAAGCAAAUUUAGGAAAGAAGAAAAGAAGAGAAAAUUAUCCAUUUGAAUUUUUUUGAUUUUAUGACCUCAUUGAGUACUCUUUUUAACAGCAUCAGACUUUCUUCUGUACUACCUUUUCUAAAGAAAGUUAAGCAUCAAGCUCCAAGUUUUAAUUUUUAUCUAUCAUCGAUUGAAUUCUUAGCCUGUUUAAAUGUUCCACUAUCAUAUCACUUGAGUUAAAUUGCCUUCUAGUACUUAUUUCCAAGUUAGUUAUUAAAUAUUAUAUCUGUGAUCAUUGAUUGAUAAAAUUCUUGAAAGAACUUAUAGGGGUGCAGGAAGUUCUAAGCUUUCUGCUUCCCCUAAAUUUAAUCAGUCUUCCCCUAUUUUAACCAAAAUCCAUGAUCCUUUCCCUCCAUGAGAAAUCUUUUGCCCAAGAAAUCGGACUUUUUUCACUGCUGUGAAGCUGUAUUUUGCAAGAGUUUCCCUAACUUUGUCCUAUUUUAUGGGGGUUCCCCUUAUUUUUCCUAUUUUAUGGAGGUUCUCCUCAUUUUGUCCUAUUUUAUGGGGGUUCCCCUGUUUUUUCCUGUUCUUGCAGAGUCUCCCUCAUUCUACAUAACUGGGUCAGUUGCAUAGUCAGGAAGUUUAUGCACCCAGGUGAGCACUUUUCUCUUGAAAGAAAAACACUGAUCAUAUUAGUUAAAGUUAACCGAAAAAACUCAUAAGAGACUGAAAUUGUUUUUAAUGAGUAGUGUACUUACCAUUUUCUGUGGGCCUGCUCAAAUCAGAAGUGCCUUUUUUAAGGAAACCCUAGGACGUAGCUGCUUUUUUUACUGGCACUCUUCUUUUUCGUGAGCAUUUUAUUAGAAAUAUUAGAUGCUUAAUUUUUUAUUGUGUAUUUUCCUAUAUGUUCUUGCAAUGCACAGGCGCUUAAAAGAAACUAAUCUCUAUCAUGCGAAAACUUUCAAUAAAAAUAAUACAAACUCUCUCGCACAUCAUAUUAUUAUUAUUAUGGCAUUGUCAGCAUUUGCCAUCUCAAUAAUUUUAUAUGCAAGUGAGUUUUUAUAAUUUUCAUCUUAAUUUUUCACAUUUAGUUUUCCCUGUGUGGUUUUUUGCUCCAAUCCGACCCAGUAAUCUCCAUCAUUCUUAUACUUAGAGUGACGUACCUGUAAAUAUUUUUUUGGAAAUCUAGUCAUAUGUACAGUACUGAAAAAUUUUGCUCAGUUUCUCAGUGCAACAGCCACAAGUUCUCACAGUGAUAUCACAGUUUCAAAAAGUAAAAUCAAUGGAACAUUUUUUACUGAUGACUACUUUUAAAUUUUUACAAUUACUUUAAAUUUUUUCUCCAUGAAAACUCCUAGGUUUACAUUUUUUCAUCAUCGAUCUCCAUGAUUUGUGCUUCUGAAGUAAGGCAUGAGCUCUAUUUAUUAGAUUUAUCAUGUUGUGACUGCAUGAUCAGCCCUAAAGUAAGGUAUUUUUAAAGGUGCCAGUGACAUUGGCUGCUCUAAUUUUUGAACAUUUUCCAUUCACAAUUAAAAUAUAAAAUCAUUCAUACAGCAAAUCGAAAAAUUCCAGUGCGUUUAGAUCUUAAGAUAGUUCUCAAUUAAUAUGAGAAGUAAGUCGUUGAAAAAAUUGCCAGUCUUUUAGUGUAUCCAAAAAAUGUAUACUACAUAAAGAUCAGCUUUUUUUUUCCUAUCAUACAACUGUAUCAAUAUUCCUGUUGCUGGAAGGCAUAGUCCACGCCAGAUAAGUUUACGCAUAUUCCAAGUGUAACAGGAAAGCAGCUGUCUUCAGUUUAGCAUUGGAGGCUAAUAACUUAGUCUGGGGAAAGGUUACUGCAAAGUAUAAAAGAUCAAGCACAAAAAAUUAAGUAGUGUAGGUAACGGGGACGUUUCGAGUCAGUCACAACCUGUCAUUUUCAACCAAAAAGAAGAAAUAAAAAAUUAGUCGUCGAUUCGCUGUUAUUGUGAAACGGAGACUUUUUUCCCCUCAAUUUUUUGCAUUUGAUCUUUUAUAUUUUCAGCAUCCUUUCCCUGUAUUACAUUUUUAUUUUACUGUGUUAUUUAACCGAUUCAGUUGUUCUUGAUUGGAAGUAAAUUCAAGGAUCAAGUUGGCAGAUCCUCUGUCGCCUCCUAAAAGAGUGUAAACUUAUAUGGCAUGGAAUCUGAAAUGUUCAAUCCAGUUUAGUUUUUAAAAGCAGCCAAACAAAACACAAAUUUCUUACCUUCAUACUUUUUACAUUUCAAUUCUGUGCAUCACCUGAGUAAUCUGUAAAAAUGAUACAUUCAAGUGAAAGCCUCAACUGAUUUAAUGUUCAGUAUUUACCUAAGACCAUUAACACGUGUUCCUUCAAAUACUUGAUUUACUCAGGGAAAACGUACCCAUUAUUUCAGUUAGUUGACUUUUUGUAUUUUAAUAAGAAUUCUCGGCAUAAUCCACUGAAUUAGAAAUUUAAGAACUUAAGAAAAAAAGAUUACUAUUACAUUGUGCAUAUCAUUACCAUUUAUUUUUAUUUGUAUAAACCUAGUAUUAUUUAAUAAUUUAUCUCUGCCUCCACAAAAAUUCUUGCUGUAAAAUGCAUAUCCAUGGCCAAAGGGCGAAACUACGUUUAUCCGUUUGCAACGUUGCGUACUUCCUUUUAUACUCAAGUUUUUCCUCGGAAAACUAGUCAAUGUAAUUACUUGAAAACUUUUUGGAUUUUUUUUCUCUGUAAGCAGCAUAUUCUGUAGCUGUAAAGUUGGCUUGUUUCUCUUCAAAAAAUUAAAUAAGAGUGGAAAUUUUGAAACACUGCGAUAGAGAUACACGGUUUUGCAUGGCCAUGAAUAUAUUGAUUCAUUUUCAUUUUUCAUAUUUUCUAAAUGUUAGUGUCUUACCAAGAUAAAUUUUACAAUGCAUUCCAAGAAAAUAUUUCAUGUGAUUUAACAACUAACUUCAAAACAUGAGUAACUAAAGCGAAAAAUUAUACGUAUUUGUACAUAGUCAAAAGACUAGAACACUGUGGAGGGGAGUUUUUUUAAUGCUCAAGACUUGUCUCAGAUGAACGACCAUUCCACGAGGGCUGUGAGUUCCACAAACAACUGAUACUGUUCACUAUUGUGUAUAUGCAGUUCGGCCCGAAUUUGGCAAAUCAAUUAUUUUUAAAAGAUAGACACGCAGCUUUGGGAUUUUCAUCAAACAAGUUCUAAUUCAGUUGAAACUAGUUUGUUAAACUUGUUCUCCAAACAAUAAGUUUUAUCGAUGACCGUCCGUCUGGACAGAGCCAAAAUCCAAAUAGUUGCUCUCAAGCAGUAGAGCAACAAUUAAACCAAGUCUAUCAGAAACACACCCGAUCGCAUCAAAUAUAAACGGAAAAAAGAGGUUUUAACUGUUAUACCUCCAUGAGACUCAACGUUAAUGAUAAAGUUUAACGAAUAUUUUCUCGCUCAAAAUACAACCUAACUCGAUUUUGAAGUUUUGAAAAGUGAAAAUGUGGGAUCAAAAGUUAUUUGCAAACUCAUUUGAUUUUUUUGUCUCUAAAAUGCGACUUGGUACGUUUCUGUCAAACUCAAUCCAUGUCCAUCUGUGGCAAAGAACACAGCAGAUAUGGUCAGUGAUGUAAUAUGCAUCUUGUUUAUUAUCUUGUAUUACGUGUGUUAGAAAACCUUUUCAACAAGUAAAGUGUAAGGCCUACCUCUUUUUUCAUUUUAAGUCAUUGAAAUCAAAUCCUGGUGAUUUUAUGUAUAGGUAUGUAAGAAAAUGAUAAUACAAAACCAUACUUUCCGGUGGAAACCCUGCCGUAAAUAUGGACUACAUUUUACAAUGAGGAACCAUAUAGGUACUUUCUGGCUCAUUCAUGAAAGCAUGUAUCUGCGUAGGAAGACUACAGCACAUAUGCUCCUUCUAAAUAAAUCCAGAAUUAGUAGUUUUUAAGUGCAAAAUAUUGUUUCAAUGUAUUAUUCCGAGUAAUUUUGCUCCUGCUAGUUGAAUUUAUCCUGAAAUUUUCAAGAAGGGCUGAGGCUAUUUGAAAUUCUGGAAAUGAUCUGAAAAAAAAUCUUUGAGCAUUUUUUUAGGGUCUAAGAAAUUCUAUUUUAAUGUUUAAGUACAGUUUUUGUUUUAUUCAUAGCAAAAAUUUAAAUAGUUGUCAUUUGAUCGGCUGUGGGUCAAAAUAUGAAUAGGGAUGCAUUGGUUUUUCUGCCGAACAUAAGCACGACCAUUCAACUAUACUAUCUUCCCUCCUUUGGAAAUUCACUUGAGGAAUUUUAUAAUCAUUAACGUUUUUACUUGCAGUUUUUUUGAGUGAAAACAAACUGAAGUGUCAUUGAUGACGUAGUACAUCUCUGCAUCAUUUUUUGUACUUCAAGUAGACUUUUAAAGUGAUCCUGAUUCUUGACUGUUCUGUUUUUGUUAAAUGUACAGUUAAUAUGUCUAUGGAAUAAAUUGUUAUGUAUAUAUUUUUCAAGAGUCA